Molecule: messenger RNA, 1815 nt
Organism: Mercurialis annua (annual mercury)
Lineage: Eukaryota; Viridiplantae; Streptophyta; Magnoliopsida; Malpighiales; Euphorbiaceae
Product: cytochrome P450 98A2
Exons: 3
Coding region: 126-1655 (509 amino acids)
Molecular function (GO): monooxygenase activity; heme binding; iron ion binding
Source: RefSeq, a predicted model, not a curated record
UUGAUUCCUCUCCUCAUCAUACAGCCCACUUCACCUACCAGGCUACCACCAACACCACUAACACCUCACCAACUCCCUUUUUCAUAUAUACCAAUAUUUCUGUUGCUCAAAAACCCAAACAAGAAAUGACUUUCCUUUUACUAAUAACAAUACCCAUCCUUGUGCUCAUCUCCGCAUACGCCCUGUACUACCGUCUGCGCUUCAGGCUGCCACCGGGACCGCGCCCGUGGCCGAUCGUAGGGAACCUGUACGACAUAAAGCCGGUGAGGUUCCGUUGCUUUGCGGAAUGGGGUCGAACUUACGGUCCAAUAAUUUCGGUUUGGUUUGGGUCCACAUUAAAUGUGGUGGUUUCGAAUACGGAAUUGGCGAAACAAGUGCUGAAAGAGAAGGAUCAACAGUUGGCGGAUCGGCAUAGGAGUAGGUCGGCUGCAAAGUUCAGCAGAGACGGCCAAGAUCUGAUCUGGGCUGAUUAUGGACCUCACUAUGUGAAAGUUCGAAAAGUGUGCACUGUUGAGCUCUUCACCCCCAAAAGACUUGAAGCUUUGAGACCCAUUCGAGAAGAUGAAGUCAGUGCCAUGGUUCAAUCUAUUUUCAUCGACUGCACUAAUCCUGAAAAUAUAGGAAAAAGUGUUGAAGUGAAGAAGUAUUUAGGGGCAGUUGCAUUCAACAACAUAACAAGACUAGCAUUUGGAAAGCGAUUUGUGAACGAAGAGGGCAUUAUGGAUGAGCAAGGGAAAGAAUUCAAGGCAAUUGUGGCUAAUGGACUUAAGCUAGGCGCAUCCCUCGCCAUGGCAGAGCACAUUCCGUGGCUUCGUUGGAUGUUUCCCUUGGAGGAGGAGGCAUUUGCAAAGCAUGGAGCUCAAAGAGACCGGCUCACUCGAGCUAUAAUGGAAGAGCAUACAAUAGCUCGUCAAAAAACCGGAGGUGCAAAGCAACAUUUUGUUGAUGCAUUGCUUACAUUACAAGAGAAAUAUGACCUAAGUGAUGAUACAAUUAUCGGACUACUUUGGGACAUGAUUACUGCAGGCAUGGACACUACAGCCAUCACAGUAGAAUGGACAUUGGCUGAACUAAUUAAGAACCCAAGAGUGCAACAAAAGGUUCAGGAAGAGCUAGACCGCGUCAUUGGGUUAGAGCGUGUCUUGACUGAGGCUGAUUUCGCAACUCUUCCAUACCUACAAUGUGUAGCCAAAGAAGGAUUUAGAAUGCACCCUCCAACUCCACUCAUGCUCCCUCAUCGUGCCAAUUCAAAUGUUCAAAUCGGUGGCUAUGACAUACCAAAAGGAUCGAAUGUUCACGUAAACGUAUGGGCCGUAGCUCGUGACCCGGCCGUAUGGAAAAACCCGAAAGAGUUCCGGCCAGAGAGGUUCCUCGAGGAGGAUGUGGACAUGAAAGGGCAUGAUUUUAGGCUGCUUCCAUUUGGUGCAGGAAGGAGGGUGUGUCCUGGUGCACAGCUUGGUAUCAACUUAGUCACAUCUAUGUUAGCUCACUUACUGCACCAUUUUCAUUGGACACCACCUGACGGUGUUCGCCCAGAGGAAAUCGACAUGUCAGAAAAUCCUGGAUUAGUCACUUACAUGCGCACUCCGCUACACUCGGUUCCCACUCCUCGACUCCCUUCACAUUUAUACAAACGUGUGCCUGUCGAUAUCUAGUUUCUCAUUAUACUUCAUUUAUACAAGAGAUGCAAUUUGAAAAAUGUUAUAUGAGUUGUGCAUUGCCGAUACAUAAAUCAAAUGAAGUACUAUGUUUUGUUCAAAUUAUAUGAAACAAGGUCGAUGCCCGCGCGUUACACGGGUAGAAUUUCUUUUGGUA